CUCUGUUCUCAAAGCCAGCUAUUCAUUGUAUUAAUACCGCCUCCCACUGCUCCCUCCAUUCCUCCCCCAUUUUUCACUCAUCCAUCCACUCGGCUCCAUAUUUGUACUUCACAUCAAGCAGAGGCAUUGCAAAUGAGCUUCUUCAAGCGGACCAUGUCGCGGUCCAAGCCGAAGGCGGACGCUAACCAGGCGGCCUCCCCACAGCGCUAUCUCGAUGCAGGCAUUGAGGCAGCCAGGAUGGACCAUGGCCGUCAGCACCAGGCGCAACAGUAUGAUGACGGUAUGAGCAUGUACUCGCCAACAAUAGCAUUGCACGGAAGCCCUCGUCCCAGUACCAGCAGCCAUCACAACAGCACUAUCUGUCGCCACAGCCUGGCCAGCAGCAGUUCCAGCCCCAGCCAGCAUCGCCAGUGUCGCCGCCAGGCCUCUACAACGAGGCCAUGGUUAUUCCACAACGUGGCAACUUGGAUGACCCCCAUGACGACUUUGACGAUGCUGCCAGCUACCAUUCGACAUCGUCGAUCCCGGGGAUGUCUGGCACAGCCGCACCAUCUCGCUAUCAGUACAUGGCCCAGCACUAUUACAGCACCGAUGGCCACAUGCCUCCGGGAGGCAUUUCUGCGUUCGGCCGGCAAGAACCAGGAGCAGGACCCGCAAUGCCGCAGCUCCCUGGAUCACUGUCGGGCCGCGGCAAGCCGAAGGAAGAGGAGCUGGCCGACGAGUACUUUUCAACGGCAGGUUAAUUUCCACGAGGAAGGCGACUUUGUCAGUGCCACAGCGUAUUUCAAGAAGGCCGCCGACGCGCACAGUCCCCUCGGCAUGCUGUUUUAUGGACUGUCGUUGCGCCAUGGCUGGGGCUGCCAGCCAAACGAGAAGAUUGCGUUCCUGUACCUGCAAAAGGCAGGCGAGCUCGUUAUCCCCAGCGUCAAGGACAUGAAUCCGGCCGUCGCCGGUAUGGCCAAGGAGGAGCUGGCAAUGGCCAUCUAUGAGCUCGGCCAGAGCUACCGCCAGGGGUGGGGCGUGUCGCGCAACAAGAAGACCGCAGCGUACUAUUUUGAAAUUGCCGCUGAACUUGGCGACGCCGAUGCCCAGGCUGAUUUGGCUGCCUGUUACGAGUCUGGCGACGGUGUCAAGCGCGACAAGAAGAAAGCUGCACAUUACUACCGCCUUGCACACAAGCAAGGGCACGAAGUGUUUGGCAACUCAUGGAUCUUUAAGAAGAAAUAUGACUCUGAUUAGGUAGCCCACUUCACUUCCUUUGUGGCCUGUGUAGGAACUGACAAGUGCGCAUAGAGCAACCACCAGCAAGUGGUGGUCUGUCUGCCCCCAGCCGCUGUAUGCAUAGGCUGGUUACUGAUAUUGCCAAUAGUUCUAGCGACGCCAUGCAGAUAUAUGCUGCUAGUUUCGAAAGCUACCGCCCAUGGCCACCUAAGAUAGCAGGGGUCUAGUCUCGGCAAAAUCGACUAGAGACGACACUGACUAAAGGUAGUCUUGCUGCAGGCAGCUACUACCAGGAUGAACUUGUAAUAAUUUCACAUGUUACCGC
Messenger RNA from Linderina pennispora, 1546 nucleotides. Its product is annotated as HCP-like protein. The record is from RefSeq and is a predicted model, not a curated record. Gene Ontology annotation, molecular function: protein binding. The transcript is spliced from 4 exons. Lineage: Eukaryota; Fungi; Kickxellomycota; Kickxellomycetes; Kickxellales; Kickxellaceae. The coding region runs from base 154 to 1239 and encodes 361 amino acids.